Messenger RNA from Leptopilina heterotoma, 2186 nucleotides. It is a transcript of the gene Fatp3, whose product is annotated as long-chain fatty acid transport protein 4. Gene Ontology annotation, molecular function: long-chain fatty acid-CoA ligase activity; long-chain fatty acid transmembrane transporter activity. Gene Ontology annotation, biological process: triglyceride homeostasis. The transcript is spliced from 13 exons. Bases 257 to 2143 code for a protein of 628 amino acids. Gene Ontology annotation, cellular component: endoplasmic reticulum. The record is from RefSeq and is a predicted model, not a curated record. NCBI's taxonomy places the organism in Eukaryota, Metazoa, Arthropoda, Insecta, Hymenoptera, Figitidae.
CAAUGCUGUUCAGUUGUCUCAUCACCGUUCUCGAAUGUAGAGUGUGUUGUCACAAUAAUUUGUGCUGAAGCAACGAAAUUUUGCAAAUAAAAAAACAAAAGAAUUCGUUAUUUUUGGCAAAAAGUGAUUGUUUUUUUUCUUUUGACUUUUUUUUUGGUUUGUUAUCGUAUCCAAUUAGAAAUAAAUACCUAGUUUAAAAGGGAAGAAAGAAAUUCUAAUUGCGGUGCUGAUUCUUAGCGGAAUCGCACUCAGCAAAAUGAUCGAAUUUCAAACAAUUCUCUUCACGUUCAUUGCAAUUCUUUUGGGAAUAUUCAUUUUAACCGGAAGUCGAUGGAGGUUCUUCUAUAUUCUUUACAGGACCUUGCCAAGGGAUCUAUUAGGAGCCUUUCGAUUUCUUAAAAUCAACGCACUUCUUUGGGUGUGGGAAACUAGAAGACUGACAGUUGCCAGAAUUUUUACUGAGCUCGCCAAUGAGCAUCCAGAAAAAAUUGCAUACAUUUUUGAGGAUAAAGAAUGGACCUAUCAAGAGUUGGAGGAUUUCAGCAACCGGAUAGGUCGUUUCUUUCGACCCAAAAGAGGGAUGAAAGGUGACAGCAUUGCACUGGUGAUGGAAGGACGAGUUGAAUAUAUUGGCACUUGGUUAGGCUUAAGUAAAGCCGGCUAUGUUACAGCCCUUGUGAAUUCAAAUCUUCGGGGCGAUGUUCUCAUUCACAGUAUUAAAGCCGCUGAAUGUAAAGCCAUUAUUUACGGAUCCGAACUAAAAGACGCAAUUAGUGAAAUUAGAGAUAAACUUCCCGAUCUGAAACUAUACCAAUGGUCUGAAAGUUCUGAUUCUCCACUAUUGGAAGGAGUUGUUGAUCUAAAUGCAGCUUUGGAUAACACUGAACCUGAGCCUCUUAAAGUUGAUCUUGAAUUAUCCGGUCCGAAAGAUAAAUUAAUCUAUAUCUACACAUCGGGUACUACCGGCAUGCCCAAGGCUGCUGUUGUUAAUAAUCUGAGGUAUAUGUUAAUGACAUGUGGCGUUUACUCCAUGUUGGGGCUUCGAUCGACAGACAGAAUUUAUGACUCUCUACCCCUUUAUCACACAGCUGGUGGAGUUGUUGGGGCAGGUCAGGCUCUUUUGAGAGGAAUUACUGUCGUUCUUCGCAGACGUUUCAGUGCCUCCAAAUUUUGGUCUGAUUGCGCACAUUACGAAUGCACAGUUGGACAAUAUAUAGGGGAGAUUUGCCGCUAUCUGAUGACAGUGCCACCAAGUGCGUACGAUACGUCCCAUAAGGUUAGAUUGCUAUUUGGAAAUGGUCUCAGGCCUCAAAUUUGGGAGCCGUUCGUUAAACGAUUUCAAAUUAAGCAAAUCGGAGAGUUUUAUGGAGCCACAGAGGGCAAUUCUAAUUUAGUAAACAUUGACAACAGAGUCGGGGCUGUGGGCUUCGUGCCAAAAUAUGCAAGUGCCUUGUACCCUGUAGCUUUAUUGAGGGUAAAUGAGGAAACUGGAGAGCUAAUUAGAGGUCCCAAUGGUUUCUGUAUCCCCUGCAAACCCGGUGAACCCGGUGUUUUUGUCGGAAAAAUCAAUCCCAACAAGGCAGUCAAUGAUUUUAGUGGAUAUGCUGAUAAGAAGGCCUCUGAGAAAAAAAUAAUACGAGACGUUUUUAAAAAAGGCGAUAGAGUCUUCAAUUCCGGUGACAUUCUCGUAAUGGAUGAAUUGGGAUACUUCUACUUUAAAGAUAGAACCGGUGAUACCUUUAGAUGGCGAGGUGAAAAUGUAUCAACAGCAGAAAUUGAGGCAGUAAUUAGUAAUGUAAUUAAUUUAAAAGAUGCUGUUGUCUAUGGAGUCGAGGUCCCUGGAAAUGAGGGCAAAGCUGGCAUGGCAGCGAUUUACGAUCCAGACAAGUCGUUGAACCUAAACAAUCUAGCUGAAGGUGUACAAAAGUCGUUACCAAAGUAUGCUAGACCACUAUUUGUCCGAGUUCUUGCUCAAUUACCAAUGACUGGUACUUUUAAACUAAAGAAGAAGGAGCUUCAACAAGAUGGUUUUAAUGUAAAAAAUUUACAAGAUCCAAUUUAUUUUCUGCAAUCGUCGGGUACCUAUGUGAGGCUUAGUGAAAGUUUAUAUGACGAUAUACUUUCCGAAAAAGUCCGUUUGUAAUUUUCGUUAGCAUUGAAGGACUGAGAUGUUUUUGCGUAACAAA